CAGCGACGCCAGCAGCGUGGCCGCGAGGGCGGGGCGUCAGGUCGGGAGGCCGUGAGUGAGCGCUUUUGAGCGCAGGCGGCGAAGAGCGCUCGGAGCCCGGCCGUGCCCGCCGGCAUGAGCUACGACCGCGCCAUCACCGUCUUCUCGCCCGACGGCCACCUCUUCCAAGUGGAGUACGCGCAGGAGGCCGUCAAGAAGGGCUCGACCGCGGUUGGUGUUCGAGGAAGGGACAUUGUUGUUCUUGGUGUGGAAAAGAAAUCAGUGGCUAAACUACAAGAUGAAAGAACUGUGCGAAAGAUCUGUGCUUUGGAUGACAACGUCUGCAUGGCCUUUGCAGGCCUCACUGCUGACGCAAGGAUCGUCAUCAAUAGGGCCCGGGUGGAGUGCCAGAGCCACCGCCUGACUGUGGAGGACCCGGUCACUGUGGAGUACAUCACCCGCUACAUUGCCAGUCUGAAGCAGCGUUAUACGCAGAGCAAUGGGCGCAGGCCUUUUGGCAUCUCUGCCCUCAUCGUGGGUUUUGACUUCGAUGGCACCCCUCGACUCUAUCAGACUGACCCCUCUGGCACAUACCAUGCCUGGAAGGCCAAUGCCAUAGGCAGGGGUGCCAAGUCAGUGCGUGAGUUCCUGGAGAAGAACUAUACCGAUGAAGCCAUUGAGACAGAUGAUCUAACCAUCAAGCUGGUGAUCAAGGCACUCCUGGAAGUGGUCCAGUCAGGUGGCAAAAACAUUGAACUUGCUGUCAUGAGGAGAGAUCAGCCUCUCAAGAUUCUAAAUCCUGAAGAAAUUGAGAAAUAUGUUGCUGAAAUUGAAAAAGAAAAAGAAGAAAAUGAAAAGAAGAAACAAAAGAAAGCAUCGUGAAGAAAACUUGCUUGAAGUGGCUUUUAAACUCAAUCAUGGAUGAGUCUCAGUCAUGUGUGGGCUUUCCCAUCUGUCAUGCUGAGUGCCCAGUAAACUCCCACAUUUUUUAACCUUUCCUUGUGAAGAGAACAUGUUAUCUUUCCUUGUUCCUUUUAAA
Heterocephalus glaber (naked mole-rat) is the source of this 1018-nucleotide messenger RNA. RefSeq names its product proteasome 20S subunit alpha 7 (gene Psma7). Gene Ontology annotation, biological process: ubiquitin-dependent protein catabolic process. NCBI's taxonomy places the organism in Eukaryota, Metazoa, Chordata, Mammalia, Rodentia, Bathyergidae. The record is from RefSeq and is a predicted model, not a curated record. Gene Ontology annotation, cellular component: proteasome core complex, alpha-subunit complex; proteasome core complex.